Molecule: messenger RNA, 1703 nt
Organism: Ananas comosus (pineapple)
Lineage: Eukaryota; Viridiplantae; Streptophyta; Magnoliopsida; Poales; Bromeliaceae
Product: RNA pseudouridine synthase 7
Exons: 12
Coding region: 93-1226 (377 amino acids)
Biological process (GO): pseudouridine synthesis
Molecular function (GO): pseudouridine synthase activity; RNA binding
Source: RefSeq, a predicted model, not a curated record
AAUUCGGGCGAAAGCAUGCGUCGGAGGCGCACCACCCUCUAUGCAGUCCCGAUUAGUAUCGCCCCUCUUCUCUCCUCAAGUUCUCCCGUGUAAUGGAGAUCGUGUGGCAAACUCCGGCGAACCUCCCGGAGCCCCACGACUACAUCUUCCGCAACGGGAAGCGAUACGUUCGACCCUACUACUUCGAGUUCAUCUCCCACGUUAAGAAUCGGUGGGCGGGGAAGACCAUAGUGGAUCUGUUUGCGGAGGAGUUCAAGGGACGACCAUACGAUUACUAUGUUGGUGCUGUAAAAUCAGGAAGGAUACAAGUGGAUGGACAAAUGGUUCAGCCAACUUAUGUUGUCAAGUCUUCGCAAAAGAUUAGCCAUUUCUUGCACAGGCAUGAACCUCCGGUAAUGGUUGGAGAGGUGUUGAUCCUGGAAAAUGAAGAUGAUGUCUUAACCAUUUGCAAACCAGCAUCUGUUCCGGUGCAUCCAUGUGGUCAAUACCGUAAGAACACCGUUGUUGGCAUUCUGCAGGCUGAACAUGGGUUGGCACCUCUGUUUCCAGUGCAUCGACUAGACCGUCUAGUUUCUGGACUUCUCAUAUUUGCUAAAAAUGCUGAGAAAGCAGAGAGCUUCAGGCAACAAAUUGAGGCUGGAUUGCUGCAGAAGGAAUAUAUUGCUAUAGUAGUUGGGGUGUUUCCUGAGGGAGAGAAAAUUGUUGAUGCAAAUGUAAACUAUAAUGCACGAGAAGGAAGGAGCACUGUAGAGGUUAAUGACCAAAGCGGUGAAGUCUUGAAGGGAAAGAGUGCAUGCACAAAGUUUCAGAGGAUAACCGCAAAUGGGCAAUUUAGUGUUGUCUUAUGUAAACCCAUCACUGGCCGUACUCAUCAGAUACGAGUACAUCUGCAAUAUGCAGGCCAUCCAAUAGCAAAUGACAUGCUAUAUCUAUCCGAGGGCGUCUCUCCUCAUUCAACUAAACGAGCAAGAACAAGUGAUGAUAGAGUCGCCUCAAACUUGCCUCUGCCACCACAGUCAGAUUCGACCAGAACCGAUCAGUGCACUGGAGAUGACUUGGUUCCUGAUGAGGAAUUCAGCAUAGAUCCCGUGUGCACCAACUGCCCUAAUCUGGGUCCUAAAGGUUACGAUGGAGAUGAGCAGGGGCUAUGGCUGCAUUGUGUGCGAUACACCGGACCCGGCUGGAGCUAUGAGUGCCCAUAUCCUGAAUGGGCAUUUCUAACUUAAUAUUUAUCGGAAAUUUUUCUGGUGAAACCUUAACACUGCAAUAUCAAUUUCACGAAUCCUGAAUGGCCAUUUCUAACUUAAUAUUUAUCGGAAAUUUUUCUGGUAAACCCUUAACGCUACAGUAUCCAUUUCACGCGAUCAGUUGAUGAGGUGAUAUUUCAUACGAUUCAAUCAUUGGACACCUCAAUGCACCCUUUGCAUCUUCAACCAUUGGUUUUUUUGGGGGUGGGGCGCUUGAAAAUCCGAAAUCAUAGUAAGUGAAACUUGUAUAGUGGAGAUAGUAACAUUGUGCCAUGAAUUUAAGGAUUCUGGUGGGAUUUCUUUAUAUUUCAUAACUGAGUUGGCAUCAUUUUAAUACUGUUCUUAUUGUAGCACAAAUGGUUUCAUACAAUAUUAGAGAUUUGAAGGCGCUGAAAUACCACAAACUAUGCUAAGCUUUUACUUAAAUUGUAGUUGAAUUUGUAUUUACGUGUGUUA